AUGGUGGAGGUUCCUGGCUCUGUGGGCACAAGUGCAAGCCUUUCCUUGAGAUUAGGUCAAACGGUGUUAGCAUCUGGGACUCUUCUCUUCAUGACCAUUGGUGUUCGCUUCUACCAGUUCACUGCUUUCUGCUACUUGGUGACGAUCAUGUCUUUAGCUAUACCGUGGAAUUUGACAUUAGCAAUGGUAGAUAUAUAUUAUGUUCUUCUCAAACAACCAUUUCAAAAGCCACGGCUCCUUCUCGCUAUCUCCAUUGGCGAUUGGGUGGUGUCUGUUCUAGUGUUGGCUUCAGCUUCAUCAGCAGCAAGUGUUGUAGAUAUUCUGCGAUCAGACGAAUCCGUUUGCCCUCCAACAAUCUGUAACAGAUAUCAGUUUGCAGCAACAUUAGCUUUCUUGACUUGGUUCUUGUCUCUUUCUUCUUCUCUCUUCAAUCUCUGGUUACUUCCCUCUCUCUGA
This is a messenger RNA of Thlaspi arvense, 456 nucleotides long. The record is from the annotation of a GenBank genome assembly. Lineage: Eukaryota; Viridiplantae; Streptophyta; Magnoliopsida; Brassicales; Brassicaceae.